AUGCGCCUAAAAUCGGCAGAUGGUCCGCUACAGGCCGUCCAUAAUAGAAACAACGAUAUCCUAAACUCUCCGAAGAGAAUCAAUACUGUCCAGAACAGCAACUAUUCUCAGAAUACCCAGAAUACAACAAAUUUAUAUCACCAUGUUACCACAAACGAGAUUACUAAUAUUACAAAAAACAUUAAGCAGCUUACUAUCGAAGAUGUGGCUGCUCUAAACAACGGUCAUCACGAUACCCAGGAGUUGCGAUGGUGCAACUCCGACUUGAACACAACCGAAGCGCUCGAUCAACAGCAGCUAAACAUUCAACGCCAACGUGCGGAAAACGGUCUCAGCAACAAUCGGGUGAAUAUCAACAGCAACCUGGCGGCCCGACUGAGAUUACAUGCGCAAAAUGCGCAGAACAACGUUGCGCCGGUCUACAAAGACGAGCAGCUGAUGCCGCAGUCACCAGAUGAUGAUUAUGACGCGCAUCAAAGUUGCAGCUCGUCGGCUUCAGCUUCACCGCAAGAUGAAGAUCGCGCCUUUGAUCCUUCAGACUCAGCUGAGUCUUCCGACGAAGGCAACGAUUACUCAACAACCGACAUAAGACAAACUUCAGUUAAAGGUUUUGUCAAUCCCAACUAUCCAGGAUUCCAGCAUCUUGCCCAUACUUUGGAUUUUGAUGAAGAAACUUUGAAUAAUGCUAACAACAAUAAUGAAGAAUAUGAGUUGGCAGACAAAUUCGACAGUGUCAAUCGCCUGGACAGCGUGGAAAAUAUACAGAAAGUUUUUCACGAAAAAUCCCUUGAUCUUGAUAAAAGCUUCUCAGCUGUAUCGCAUCCGCUUCAAGAAUCCCCCAACGACUCCAACAGCGCAAAUUGUGAUUCCGAAAGCGAAUGCGGUGGCUCCAGUGAUCUCAGUGCCGUUAACGAUGAAAACGGAUCCACCGUGAAUGAGAGCUUUAAUAUUCGUAUCGACGAAACGAAAGUUAUUGAAAGUGUUGUUGAAGGAAAUACUACUGGUAGAGUAGAUAUACAAAGUGAUUGUGUUGGAAAAGUUGAAAAUGAUGAGAGCAGUUUCAAUCAACUGAAUAAUAUAGUUGAGAGUGGUAGAACUGAAGAAAAUAGUGUUGUGGGUGAUUUUAGGAAAGAGGUUGAAGAUGAAUUAGAAAAAGUAUCUUUAAAGGAGCAGUUAGAAAAUCUCUAUAGUUCUCAUUUUCCAAGAGCAACUGAACUUGAACUAGAAGAAGCAGUAGAAAAGCUCCAAGUAAUCACUGAUUUCCAGCCUUCAGCUGCCAAAUACUCUAUUGAAAUUAACACCGAUCAGCCAUUUAGCAAAGAAUCGUCUCCAGUAAUAGAACAACCCUUGGUACUCCAAGAUGCUGAAUUAAUGAAAAGCUCCGCUAAAGAAAACCCUAUUAUGACUAGAUCAUUAAUUCUCCAACAAAAGAAAGAAGAAACUUUGGCAAGGAUGUCUAGAAGUUUGGCCGCCAGAUCCGCACAAAUGAUUAAAUUAAAAGAAACCAAAAUUGAUCAAAAUGGGGUUGAUGAAUCUAUGGAAGUGGAUAAUCAGCCAAAAGAUAGAAGAAUUGGGAAACAAGUUCCAUCUUUUUUGCUUCUAAACACCAAGCUAGCACCCGAUUCUUCCCAACAAAUCCCCAACCCAAUUGAAAACAAAAUUGCCGAUGCCUCUUUAUCAUGCUGCCAAGAAAAUCUUCCUAAGGUAAUAAUGGAUGAGCCUAAAUUUGAAAAGCCUAGCAAAAUGCAAAUUGAUACUAAGGAUGAUAAAAAAAUGGAAGUUGAUUGUGGUCCUAAGAAAAUUGACUUGGGACGACGCGAUUCGAAUAGGGAGCUUGAAGAAAUUGAGAUCCAAAUCAAAAAAAUUAAAUCUGAUACUAUGUCUAAUAUGAAACAAAUGGAUAUGUUUCGGAAAGAAGAAUUGACAAAAGAUUUUAGAGAAAAAGAUGAAGACUCUUCGGUUCUGAAGAAGCCUCUUGCAAGGAUGCAUAGCUAUGUAAAGAAAAGGAGGGACUAUAACCAACAAUUCGGAAGUCUUAUCACGUUCCCAAAACGAGAACCAUUGAAAAGAGACCCCAUGAAUCGGAGAUCGGUGCCUAUGGGCCGAGACAGGACGAAAAUGGUCAAUCCUGAGUCGCUAGGUAGUUUCGAUGUGUACAACAUUGAAACUGCAAUGCCUAAAAUUGAUUUGGAGGCCAUUGAAAAUCACCUGAAGGCUGCAAGGGAAGAAGAACGUAGGAGACGAACAGAUAGAGAAGAAAUCAGAAGAAGGCUGGCUAUGGGAAAUGAAGAUGAUUACUAUUCAGAUAGACCUGGCAGGAAGCCCAGUUUACAAGCAAGACUUCAAAGCGGGAUGAACCUUCAAAUUUGCUUCAUGAACGAGACUGUAUCAGACACGGAAAGCCCAUCUUCAGACAAUGAAUGUCCUCUGACGAAUCCCAAACCUGCCAAGAGACAGAACAACACUAAUCUAAAUCAGAGGAAUGGCACUGGCAAAGUUCCACAACCUGCUCAACGACCUGCCACUUUGUCUUUGCAUCCUGUACCACCACCUCAAAUAGGUGCAGCAGCUGCUGAAACUGAUUUCUUUGCAAAACAAGCCCGACUGCAAACUGAAGCUAGAAUGGCGUUGGCACAAGCUAAAGAAAUGGCUAGGAUGCAAAUGGAGAUUGAAAAGCAGAGGCAGAAGAAAUCCCCAAUUACCGAAAUGGUGAGGCACAGCCUGGAAAAAGUGGGAAUCCCAUUCCCUGAGGAAAAACGUCGCCUAUCGCGUCAAAUUUUAACAGAAAUGAACGUGGCUCAACUGCAAGUAAUUGUCAACGAUCUUCAUACUCAAAUUGAAACGCUCAACGAGCAAUUGGUCAAAUUUUUAAUGGACAGAGACGAUUUACAUAUGGAACAGGACUCUAUGUUGGUGGAUAUUGAGGAUUUGACUAGAUAUUUGGGUGCGAAAGAACAAGUCAUCAAAGACCAGCUGGCACCUACGCCUCAAAACAACAAUCUCCUUCCACCACCGUCGCCGGCCCCAUCUUCGCCACUGACAACCCUAAACAACACAGUCAGACCGCAUUUGAAUAGGAUAGCAAGUCUAGUUAAAAAGUAG
Molecule: messenger RNA, 3102 nt
Organism: Ceutorhynchus assimilis (cabbage seed weevil)
Lineage: Eukaryota; Metazoa; Arthropoda; Insecta; Coleoptera; Curculionidae
Source: the annotation of a GenBank genome assembly